AUGUCUACUAUCGUUUCUUCCCCAAGUCUGGCUAAUUUUAAAAAUAAAAAUGUUGAAAAUCACAAUAACCCCAAAAGAUCUCAACUUAAUCAAGAAUACAAUGCAUACAGAAAAAAGGCUGAAUUGAUUCGUUCAUUUGGUGAAAUUCCAAAAGAGUAUUCUCUUUCAAGUAAAGUAGGUGGAGGUGCAUAUGGUACUGUAGCUGAUGGCUAUUAUAUGGAAAAGUAUCCAGUUGCAAUUAAAAAAGUUGUUCCUUCUCAUCGAAUAAUGUUUGCAUUAAGAACUUUAAGAGAAAUAAAAUUUUUAAAACACUUUCACAAUCAUGAAAACAUUAUAUCUAUUCGAGAUGCCUUUAUUACUUCUCAGCAGAAAACUAAUAUCUUUAAGAUUUUUAUUGUUCAAGAAUUGAUGAAAACAGACUUGAAUAAAGUUAUUCGUUCUGAUAUUGUUUUAUCUCAAAAGCAUAUCAAAUAUCUAAUUUAUCAAAUAUUCAAGGCUCUUAAAGCCUUGCAUAGUGUUAAUGUUAUUCAUCGUGAUUUAAAACCAUCAAAUUUAUUGUUAAAUGAGGAUUGCACCUUAAAACUUUGCGAUUUUGGUCUUUCAAGAAUCGAUAAUUCAUCUACAAAUGAAUCAAACCAUACCAACAUGACUGAGUAUGUAGCAACAAGAUGGUAUAGAGCUCCAGAAAUUAUGUUAAGUCAUUCUGAAUAUUCAACUUCUUCUGACAUUUGGUCUGUUGGUUGCAUCUUAGCUGAAUUAGUUCUUCGCAAACCAUUUUUUCCUGGAUUAGAUUACAUCAAUCAAAUCAAGCUUAUUUUUGAGGUCAUUGGAACACCAACUGGCGAAGACCUUGAAGUUGUUCGAUCAAGAUCCGCAAGAAUGUAUAUCCAAUCAUUAGCAUAUUCCCCAAGAUUAAAAUUCAAAAAAAUAUUCUCGUCUCAUCUUGAUCCUGAUGCCAUCGAUUUAUUGGAAAGUAUGCUACAAUUUAAUCCCAAAAAGAGAAUCACUGCAGCUGAAGCUUUGAACCAUCCUUAUUUGGAUGAAUUUCAUAAUCCCGAAAGUGAACCAGAUGCUGAACCGAUACCAAAGGGUGAAUUUGAUUUUGAUGACUUUGGUAUGGGUAGAGAACUAACAAUGUACGAACUAGAAAAUUUGCUUUUGAAGGAAAUUCGCAAUUUUCCCAGUUGGAAAGAUUUUACAUUUAGUUAA
This is a messenger RNA of Ascoidea rubescens DSM 1968, 1209 nucleotides long. Its product is annotated as mitogen-activated protein kinase. Gene Ontology annotation, cellular component: nucleus; cytoplasm. The transcript has a single exon. Lineage: Eukaryota; Fungi; Ascomycota; Saccharomycetes; Ascoideales; Ascoideaceae. Gene Ontology annotation, biological process: protein phosphorylation; intracellular signal transduction. Gene Ontology annotation, molecular function: ATP binding; protein serine/threonine kinase activity. The record is from RefSeq and is a predicted model, not a curated record. The coding region runs from base 1 to 1209 and encodes 402 amino acids.